GACCAGAAAAUCAUCAGAAACGAUAUCCACUGUAGACUUGUCCCUGGCUGACUUGACGAACGGGAGGAUGGUGGGGGAAUCAGCAAAGAUAUUGCCGAACGAGUCUGUGUAGGUUAUCGAAUGUUUAGACGAACUGGCCAGCGCGUCCGGUUCGUUCUUUGGCGACACAGUAACGGCCAUGAUGUCGCUGCAAGUUCGGUGGCAAAGAGGUGAUGUUGUGCAGAUCAAAGGGUAUGUCUAGUGAGAGAUUGUGCGCAUUCAAGGCGUAGUAAUGAGUGUAGAAAAGAGAAAGGGAAAUGUAUAAUGGGGAUUGGCUGCAUGCAGGCUAACGGAAAGCACACCAAAACUAUAAAUUGUGGUAUACUUCGGUGUUUAUGUAAACAGGGUCAUUUGCCUUGACAACCAAUCUGCGUAGCGUCUAUCUCCAGUAAAACAUGUAUCCAGCUGCACAUAUGCAGAGAUAACACAGGCUGUCACCCAGACAUGAUGCGCUGUGUCUGUCGCGACUGGGAACAACUCUGAUAUGUCUGAAAAUUAAACAAGGGCGCUAUCAAGUAACCGAAGAUCAGAUGGCUGUCCACAGUCAAAAUACAGCACCAGCCAUGACGCUAACGCCGCACGACAUUGGUCACUUAUGUUCUUUGCCAAAGCUGAUCACUGACGAGCCAAGAGUGGGUUGUCGUCUUCUACCUUCGUCCGAGGAAUUACCAGCACCAAGCUGCCCAAUUAACGUGAACGGGAGCAAAACACGGCCGUCGUCGUGCCUUCUCGAAAAUUAGCUCGCGUGAGCUUCCUGCGAAACAAAUCCCGUUUUAUUAUGAAUCAAGAGAGUCAGACUGGACACCUGAUUUGUGAUCGAGCUGCACAAUAAUACCGUACCCAUACACGGAGCUCCUUGCCUCGCUUCAAGGAAUGUAGAUCAUUGGAGAGCUGGCAAUUCGGAUGCGAGAAGAAGGAUCCCAAGCCCUAUGACUGGUAUAAUGUUGACUAUAUGCUGGUCAUGAGUUAACGUCGAGCUCCUCGUCGGCGUCCAGUAGUGUCACUGAGGUGGUCACUGGGCUUGGGCAAUUUUUGGGUCAGGUACAUACUGUAAAUAAUUCGGAACCGUCAGCAGUCUGCGGCUCGAUCCAUCUUUGAAU
This is a messenger RNA of Serpula lacrymans var. lacrymans S7.9, 1139 nucleotides long. RefSeq lists its product as uncharacterized. The coding region runs from base 570 to 779 and encodes 69 amino acids. The transcript has 4 exons. The record is from RefSeq and is a predicted model, not a curated record. Lineage: Eukaryota; Fungi; Basidiomycota; Agaricomycetes; Boletales; Serpulaceae.